GAAUAAUACUGAGAUUAUACAUAUCUUAUCAAUCUUAAUCACAUUUAAUUACAAUAUUUGGCGAACAUUCCGUUGAAAAAAUCAUAAAUUGUAUUUUUCCUGCAAAGGUUUCUGUGUGGGUUAUGCUGCUUAUAUAUUUAAUGCACAAUGAUCAUCAAAUAGCUCUAUUUAUACGAGUAAUGUUCUUUAUGUACCUUUGUAUUUUCUUUUCACUUUUGUGUCUUCCCAAUAAGUUUUCAAGUAAAUAUUAAGAUAAGAAACUAUGUCUAAUACUGAAGAUAAUGCUAAGGCAUGGUUUUUAAAAGGAAUUGAAUGCGAACGUGAUGGAAAUCAUUAUGAAGCUACACGAUACUACAGACGAGCAUUCAGACUAGAUUCAGAUAUCGAAGACAAAAUUACAGAUGAUGAUUUAGUAGGUCUACGUGAUGAUAACAGUUCUAAAGAAAGUGAUAGUGAUAACGAUUAUGAUAUUGAAGAAAAUCUUUAUAUAAGGUUUCAAAAAAUGAUUGGACCUCAAAUCUGUUUCCCAGAGUACAAUCAACAAACCACUCACUUUUCUGCUCUUCCUACAGAGUUAAUACUGUACAUAUUCAGAUGGGUUGUAUCAUCAGAUUUAGAUUUACGAACUUUAGAAAUAUGUUCUUCUGUUUGUCGAGGUUGGUACAUGUAUGCUAGAGAUUCAGAGUUAUGGCGUCGAGCUUGUUUAAGAGUUUGGAAUAAAUUGAAUAUUGACAAUUUAGCUUCAGUUGAUGGUAGUUGGAGAAGGCUGUUUAUAGAGUAUCCUCAUGUUUUGACAAUAGGGUGUUACAUUUGUAAAAUAUCAUAUGUUCGUCAAGGGGAAGAGGCAUUUCAAGAUUUAAGUUAUGGACCUUCUUUUAAUGUAGUUUACUAUAGAUAUCUCAGGUUCUUUUCGGAUGGCCAUGUUUUCAUGAUAGUAUCCAGCAGUGAACCAGCAAAAAUAGUACAAAAAUUGAAAUCUAAGGCAUUAGCUCCUCCAGAUGUUUGUUAUGGUUUCUAUCAUCUUUCAGAUAAUAAAUUAUCUCUUAAACUAGAUAGUAGAGUGGGGAAAAUUGAACAAAAUAAUAAACUAAGACGCAAAGUAGAAAAUGUUCAAAGAAAAACUACAUAUUAUAUGUCCUUGGAAAUUUUGAAGCACAAGUCUAAGCAUAACUGCAAACUUGUUUGGAGAAAUUAUGAAAUUGUUCAUCGAAAUCGUGUGAAUAAAUUAAUGACAACUAAGUAUGAUUUAUCAAAUAAUCGUUUCCCACCAUUUAUAUACUCAAGAGUAAAAAGUUAUACAACUGAAUCUGAAAAUGUGCUAUAAUUUAUUUCUAUUAUUAAAAUUAUUUGUUAUUGUUAAAA
Messenger RNA from Daktulosphaira vitifoliae (grape phylloxera), 1362 nucleotides. Its product is annotated as F-box only protein 9. Gene Ontology annotation, molecular function: protein binding. NCBI's taxonomy places the organism in Eukaryota, Metazoa, Arthropoda, Insecta, Hemiptera, Phylloxeridae. The record is from RefSeq and is a predicted model, not a curated record. Gene Ontology annotation, cellular component: SCF ubiquitin ligase complex. Gene Ontology annotation, biological process: SCF-dependent proteasomal ubiquitin-dependent protein catabolic process. The transcript has 7 exons. Bases 263 to 1324 code for a protein of 353 amino acids.